Messenger RNA from Phlebotomus papatasi, 6465 nucleotides. It is a transcript of the gene 7B2, whose product is annotated as neuroendocrine protein 7B2. Lineage: Eukaryota; Metazoa; Arthropoda; Insecta; Diptera; Psychodidae. Gene Ontology annotation, cellular component: secretory granule. Gene Ontology annotation, biological process: neuropeptide signaling pathway; regulation of hormone secretion. The coding region runs from base 304 to 1053 and encodes 249 amino acids. Gene Ontology annotation, molecular function: enzyme regulator activity. The transcript has 3 exons. The record is from RefSeq and is a predicted model, not a curated record.
UUUAGUGUUAACGAAAGCUUAGAAGAGUCCAAUUCUUGAAAUAUCUGUGAACGUGGAGCAGAAAAAAUUGAGGAAAUGUAAUUAUCAGUGAAUAGACUAACCUUCCGGGAGCCUUGAGGAAGUUCAAAUUAGUGUCUUCAAGCUAGUUGCACCCAGUGCCGAUCUGGCCCUUCAACCGAAGCCACAUUCCGUGGCUGUUCAGUUGUCUGUUUUUCUUCCCCGCAACGGGGUGUGAACACUAACAUCAGUUUAAUUGUGUUUCUGCAGUAACAAGUGGUCCACCACUUGUUGGACACUUUAGCCAUGGCGCUGAAGAGGAAUGCUAUCAUUUUCCUCACUUUUCUCAUCGCGGUGGCCCCUCCAUCGGCUACUGCUUACCUUUCACCAUCUGUAAAGGACCAUUUCUUCUCUGACGCUCUCCUGCGUGAGCUUGUUGAUCGUAUGGGCAAGGAUUUAGCGGAUGCCGCUGAUUCGUACAUUGAUCCUUUGCCCGUAAAUGAUCAACUGGCCCUGAUGGCUCGCGCUUCGAAAGACCUUGAAGCAGAACAGAUGGACUAUGAUGCCCUGUUGGAUGGGAAUCCUAGUCCAUCGCUCCGUGAUCAGGAAUACCUUCAGCACAGCACUCUAUGGGGACAUCAGUACAUGUCGGGCGGAGCUGGAGAAGGACCACACCGUGUGAAACCACAGGUGAAGACCGAUGCCACCCUUCCGGCUUACUGCAACCCACCAAAUCCCUGCCCCGUGGGCUACACCGAGGACCAAGGCUGCCAGUUGGACUUUGAGAAUACAGCGUCUUUCAGUCGCGAGUACCAGGCUGCUCAGGAGUGCAUGUGCGAUGGUGAACAUAUGUUCGAUUGUCCCGGACAGGAUCAGGGUGAGAACAGGCAAAUGGAUUCGGACAUUGAGAGUUUCCUGGCCCAACAGUUCCAUACGCAGGAGCACAAGAACUUGGUGGCCAAGAAGUUCCACAGCAAGAAGGUAAGAGUCACGUCCCAUGGUAGUUAUUCAUUAAUAAAUUAUUAUAGUACAGGGGUACAUCAAUUAAUUACAUGAAGUAUCUUGGAUUGAAGCCAAACCCAUUAUAUCGAAGAGUAUUUUGGGCACAAUAUAUCGUCUACAUGUGCUACAAUUUUAAUAGGAUCAAUACCCAAUGUUUGUCAUCUUAAUUGUGUUAUCGAUUGCAGAUGGGUCAGUUAUUAUGAAGGCAAUUAGUGGAACACACCACUGAACAAUGCUAUCAAAAAGAUAAUUUUAAUUAAAUGUACCCUAGUUAUUUCUAUUUUUUUUAUCAUUAACCUGUUUUUUGGAAUAAACAUAAUUGAUUUUCUGUAUAUCCUUCAGACUUUUCCAAACUUUCCCCCUGGAGAUUAAGCAAACUCAUAACUUAUAUUCUGUUAUCAUAAAGCUCAGAGAUAUGGAAUAUAUUGUGGCGCAGUUCAUUAAAUAUAGUACCGCAGAAUAAUUAGCUAUGGUAAAUAUUACAUGCAGAUAAUGCUAAGAGGGUGGAUGGAAACGUGUCUGUCCUCUUUAAACUUUCGAAAUGUGCUGUCCGUGCGCAUUUCACGCCAUAAUCUUCUGACGACAAGAAAUGUACACUUACGUAAUUUACUAAAUUCACUUACCGGGAAAUCACAGCAAAUUGCUCGUGACUGUUAAUUGAAGGUACCAUGUUAUAUAUGGCAUGUUACUUGUCUGUCUGCAUUAAUUUUCUUUGUAAAUGGAACCUGUGGAAUAUUCCAAAUUCUAUUAAAUUUUGAAAUCCAUAAGAUAUAUAUAAAUAUAAUUCUGUAUCUGGGGCCUUACGGUUGAAUUCUUUUAACGAAUGAUGUUUUCUACAGCAUUGUGAUAUUCACAAUAAAACUUUUCCAUAUGGUAUCAACAUCUUCAAGUUUCAAAUAUUUUUCCAAAACGAUGUGCUCAAAAUAUACUAUCACUAAUUCUUGGUUAUUUUACUGCACCCUUUUCUUUUCACUUUAUUUUUUUUAUUAAACUGAAGAAUUUUCUUAUUAUAUCCAAACGUAAGACCAUUUAGCAUUUUAUAAAAAAAAAUAAGUGUUUUAUUCUGAAAGAACUCUUUCACAAAUUUAUCCUGAGAAGCGAAGCAUGACCUGAAUUUGUUUCGUUUUACUCUUCUUCUCGUGCAAAAUUAUUUUUACGAUUUCCUGAAAAUUAUUACCAUGAUUUUUUUAUAUUUUCAAAUUAUGUUUUAGAGGCUAUCUAGGUGGUAAUUUUGCCCAUAUAUCCCAAGGAGCCCCAUUAAUUCCGUGUUCUAAUGGUUUUCGAGAUUUAAAGUUGAGUAUUCCUAAAACCAAAUCGUUUCGAAUAAAAUUAUAUUCUUGAAAAAUCGUAUAAUCCUUAUCCAGACCAGUACGGAGAGGAGGGGCAACUUAGAGCUAUGGGAAUAGAUUGUCAUAUGACUUUUUCGCCUAUUUCUAAAUGAAGCUGGUCCUUACAAUAAUUUUAUUUAGACCCACAAUUUUUGUAUCAAUCCAAAUUACGUCAUGUUAAAGCCAAGUUUCCAUUAAAAAUAUGCGAAAAAUCAUAUAGCAAUAUAGCUCCGUAGCUCAAAGUAGCCCAUCUUCCCCUAGGAGAUUUCUGUAACAGUAUCACAAUGUCAUUGGAUAAAUUUUCAUGAUAAAAUUCGGGAGCAGGACUACAUUAAAGCCAGUGAGCAUCGAAUGGUCAUUGUAAAGCUCUCAUGAAGUUUUUGGUAACUUAUAUAAAUCGGAUUAGUCUUCCGAAUUUACAACAUAAAAAAUUAAAAUUUCUCAUAUGGUAUUGUCAUCCUGUUACAGAAUUUCCCCACAUGCUAAAAUCCUUCGUGAAUCAGCGGAAAAAUAGAUAAUGAAACCAUAAGUUUAUUCAUUUCUUUUUCGAGAAACAAUUUGAAUUGUUUCUCCGUAUUGAAGUAAUUUAUGGUUCGUUUAUGACAGAAAAACUUAAAAAGAGGUAAUGAAAUUAUCGUAACUUGCAAAAUGUUCAAAGACAUGAAAAGAAUGUUUAAAGUUCAUAAUUCAAAACCAAUUGUGAGAGUAUAGUUCCAAGGAUAAUUCGGGCUAAUAUAAUAUUUAGUACGUAUAUUCCAUUGAACUCAAAUACGUGACAUUUUGCAGUCUCUAAAAUCAAUUGGAAUGAUGGCUAUAGUUUUAUCAAUCGAUAUUAACAAGCUUGAAAAUUAUUAAAACAAUUCUUUAACAAUCCUAAAUGAGCCCUAAUUAGUACAGAAUUAAAAAUUACUCUCAAUUCUUUUCUAAAAACUUGUUUAUAUUAUUUCUUUGCUAAUUUUUGUACGGUACUUAAAUGAAACCGUGAUUUUUAAAUCUGUGUAUAGAUCCGUCUAAGUCGCAUUAAAAAGUAAUUAAAAAAAAAGAGAUGACAAAGCGUCCCAGCUUUUUACAGUGCCUCGAACACACGCGAAAGAUCUAUCCAGGUAUUAUUUUUCGCGUGCUUUUUGGGUACAUACAGUUAACAAUUGCUUUUCGGCCCUACGGUUAAGAUCAAAGUAUAGUACACCUUAACUACUGAUUAAAUUGAUUCAUAAAUAAAAAAACCAUUAAAAAUUAAAUAUGGUUAAGAAAAGUUAGGUUCGGUUCUAUGAGCGUUUGGUUAGUGAAAAAUUAAAUUUGCUUACUUGAAGUAUAGGGUCAAUUAGGGUAUUUUUGAAUUGAGUCACCUUUAAAAUUGGGUUAUUUUCUUCUAUUUUUGAAACAAAAUUGAGCUUAUCGUAAUAAAUUAAGUCAACAUACCAAUUGGGAAGAUAAACUACAUUGAGAUAAAGUUCAAUUCCAUUUAAGAAUAAUACGGGCUUCAGACCUAAGGCUUAGUUAUCUGGCUUAACUCCUCUAAUACCUCAUCAAGCAUGAUUUUUUAGGAAAUUGUUGUUUAGGAUUGAAUAUUAAGGGCAAAUGAUUCAUUAGAUUUUAAAAAAAUCAAUAAAAUUGCUUGUUAUUUAGAUAUUUGAGACCUUCGGGAACUGGGCUAAACGUCCAGUCUGAAGCCGGCCUAAGAGGACAAAGCCCAAUUUCAAAUCCAGCCCAAUUCAUAUGUGCUACACUUUCCCCUAAGAAUACGUUUUUAAUUGCUGAUGUAAAGAUUUUAAACAUUAAAGCUUAGGUCUGUAAAAUCAGUUUCAAAAUUAAAAAAAAUAAUCUAGGGAAGUUUGACUUUUCCAUUGUAGCCUAUUAUAGUCUUGAGAUCUGAGCUCCUGCCAUGACCUUAUUUCUCCAAUUUGUUGAUUUUGAAAAUCACUAAAAUUGAUUGAGACCUUAGUGAACUGAGCUAGGCCUCAAGUCAGAUGAUUUAUGAAUUUUAUUGCAUUUUAGCUUAAAAAUAAAAAAAAGAUAAAUAAAAUUGUAAAAUAAAAUGAGCAACAAAGAUUCUUUUAAUUUAUUAGUUGGUCGGUUACUCAACUCACUGAUUGGCAUUAUGUAUAACAAUAGACCUUAUGUAAUGUUAGACCAGUUAGACUAGCAAAAGUGAAAUCAAUUAAUUACACCACUGUUGGCCGAGUUGAAGAACCGGCCAACAACAGGGCACUUUACUUCGUUUAUUUCAAAAUCGAAGGAUUUAUCUCAGAAUCAGCUAUCGAAAAUCAGUUUUAAAAGUGCUCCCAUACCAUUUCAAUUCAGUGAAAUUCAAUCAAUUGAAAGCUUACUUCUUGCUAUUUCAAAUAAAAACAGAUAUUAGUUGUCUCUUACUUUAAAUUCAAAGAAAUAUUAAAAUUUUCUUUUGAGAGAAGAAGAUAAUUAUUUCUGAAAAAGAGAGAUAAAAUUUUAUUUGAUGGAAAGUCACUAAGUUCAAUGGAUCUAGAAGCAUCUAUAAGAUCUAAAGUUUAGGUAGUUAACACCGGUUUUAAAAUAAAAUAAUUAUUUCUGAAUUUGAGAAUUAUAAUAUGAAAACUUGUGUUCGAAUUGUGGUGCAAAUAAAAUUUUUAUUGAUAAAAUUUCAGUUUUCCAUAAUUGAAAAAGAUUUUGCCAAAAGACUAAGGAGAAGUCUCAAUUUCAAAGUCAAAUGAAAUAUAGAUUUUUUAUUGUUUAAAUUGAUCGCUAACUAUUUAAGAAUACAUCACUAAAAUUUCAAUAGACAAUUUAAAGCACUUUCGAAGGAACAUAAGCGAAAGCAAAAGAGUCCCGAGCAUCUUUGAAAGCGUUUAGGUUAAUAACCCAUGACUUUAAAUUUAAGCAAAUUUUCACCACUUCUUUUUUAUACAACUUUUCGAAUUGAUGGUAAAGACAAGAGAAACUUAUUGACUGAAUAAAAUAAGUGAAGACUUGUUAUCUUUAAAAUUAAAUUCUUUUCAAGUCACACCUAAAUAAUCUUUGAAAAAGUAAUUUUUUACAGUAUGUUUAAGUUAAUAUUUUAUACACCAAUAUAAGUAGUAUAGUUCGCGCAAGUCGGAGUGCAAUGACCGCUGAGGUGACAUCAAUGUCGCGCAACUCGGAGUGCAAUGACCGAUCAUCCAUGACGCAACAUUAGAUAUGACGUGACAUCACAACAUUACGUCACACAUUUUCUCUUGCGUAACAUUUUUUUUUUGAUGCCACACGUUUUUUAUGAUGCAAUAUUUUAUGAUGACGUAUCUUUUUGGUGACAUAUUUUUUGGUUUCUGUUAUAGUUUUGAAGAUGCAAUGGUUUUGUGUUCAAGUUUUCACGAAGAAUUUUGAAUUGAAAUUUCCGUUAUGAUUUUUAAUACUCAACCAUCAUCUAUUAUUCUCAAUUUUAGUGAUUUUUUGAAUUCUCAAUUAGUUUAAUUAUUUUAUUUAGCUUUGAUAUUUCUUUUUAAGACGUCAUUUCUAUCUCCUCAAAUAAUUGUACGUGAAAAUAUUUUCCAUGAGGUGGAUUUGAUCUUGAGACCUUUCGAUUGAGACACAAGAGCACUACAACUAAGCUAUUUUUAAGUUACAAUCUCUUGGUCGAAGAUGCCUCUUAUAUAUUUCUAUACACUCAUCAAUAAGAAUAAAUGAAAUAUGAUCUUCUGUAUCGCGCAUGGAUUAAGUAUAUGGAGUGGAGUUAGUUAAUGAACAGCAAAACGGGAAAAAUUGACAAUGAGUACAAUUUUUUGACCACUCUAUGAUUCAUAUGUGGGACUCUUGGUCGCACGCGAGUAAGGAAUAUGAAAAGUGUUAUAUUUCUCUACUUUGCAUUCUUGUGCAAAAAAAAAACUAUCCACUCGAGAUGUGUCGCAUAUGAUUGUUUAUUAAUUCCAUCCCAAACUUACCUCAUUCUCUUUCCUGCAUAUCAUCUUCAAAACUAUAGAAAAAAAUUACAUCAAUAGGGAAAAAAUAUGUUGAGUUUUUAAAAAGAAAAACACUAACAGAUCUAUGAAAAAUAUUCUUCUCAUUUAUUUACAUAUAAAAUAGCUUUAACAAGUAACAUUAUAAUAAAAUUAUAUAUCGGAUGUCAUCUAAACUAAAACUUACUAUUUACAUUUUAAUAGAGAUUAAAUGGCAAAAACUAAAAAAAAAA